GAAAGGAUCCGUCAAAUCGUUUGCUUUCUAGAACAGUAAUAACAUCGUUUGCAUGUUGUGAUUAUCCAAAAAUCAAAAGCAAUAAAAUCCAAUUUGGAGCCGAGCACAGAUCAAGUUAUUCGCGGGCGCAAUUGAAAAAAAAAAAUUAUAAAAUCCAACAAAACAGAAGAUUGUUUUUUUGUGAACAGAGGAGUGCGAUAUGUCGAACUUUUACAAGAUGAAGAACUUUGCCAAUCCCAAGACAAUGUUCAAGUCGUGCUCCAACAACGAUGAUUUCUCCACAGCGCCGGUGCAAAGCUGCACCACCUCUGGCCCUACCUCUGUCUCUGUUACUGCAUCUGUCUCUGUCUCUGUUACUGCCACCCCUCCGCCACCGAGAAGUCCAACGAAUCUGGCCACAGUAACAGCAGUGCUAGCUGCAAAAGCAUACUCAAUGCGUCGGUAUGCUGCAGCGGCGAGAGUUCUCCAUGUUCUCCUAGUGAUUCUGUAAUGGUUGAACCAUUGGCCAGCGAUUUGAGUGCAGACGAGCAAGAGGACAAGAGCAAUGAGGACAGCGAUGGGAAUGUGCAAUCGGUAUCCAAGGAGCCGCAUCAUCCGUUGCACAGCGAGUGGACGCUGUGGUAUUUGGAGCCGGAUCGCAGCAAGAGCUGGGAGGAGAUGCUGCACGAGGUGGCCAGCUUCAAGACGGUGGAAAACUUUUGGAGCUUAAUCAAUCACAUCAAGACACCGUCGGAGAUCAAAAUGGGCAGCGACUAUUGUCUGUUCAAGAAGGGCAUACGACCGAUGUGGGAGGAUGAGGCGAAUGUUAAGGGCGGGCGUUGGGUGAUCACACUCAACAAGACCAAUAAGAAUGAUUUGGAUAAUUUUUGGCUGGACACAAUGCUGGUGCUCAUCGGCGAGAGCUGUGACUAUUCGGCUGAACUGUGCGGCGCCGUCGUCAACAUACGCAAAAAGAACAAUAAGAUCUCGAUUUGGACAGCGAAUGGGAAUAAUGAGGAGGCUGCCUUGGAGAUUGGUGGCAAAUUACGCGAUGGUCUACGCAUGGAGAGCGCCUAUGUGCUUCAGUAUCAACUGCACGAAGAUACAAUGUCCCAGCAGGGUUCCUUGAUCAAAACCAUAUACACACGUUAGGGGGGAGAAGAAUUUUAACUCCGAGCCGAAACAAUUCAACCAAGUCCCUAAUGUCCCCCCACUCUACAGCAACUACACCAAAAAAAAGAACACAAAAUCUAUUUUAAUUCAAUCGAAUCGAGUUUAUAAUACACACAAACACCCACACACACACA
This is a messenger RNA of Drosophila sulfurigaster albostrigata, 1286 nucleotides long. It is a transcript of the gene eIF4E7, whose product is annotated as eukaryotic translation initiation factor 4E1. Gene Ontology annotation, biological process: translational initiation. The transcript has 2 exons. The record is from RefSeq and is a predicted model, not a curated record. The coding region runs from base 490 to 1131 and encodes 213 amino acids. Gene Ontology annotation, molecular function: RNA 7-methylguanosine cap binding; translation initiation factor activity. Gene Ontology annotation, cellular component: eukaryotic translation initiation factor 4F complex; cytoplasm. NCBI's taxonomy places the organism in Eukaryota, Metazoa, Arthropoda, Insecta, Diptera, Drosophilidae.